Messenger RNA from Mus caroli (Ryukyu mouse), 1032 nucleotides. Lineage: Eukaryota; Metazoa; Chordata; Mammalia; Rodentia; Muridae. The record is from RefSeq and is a predicted model, not a curated record.
AUCAGCUAUGCUUCUUUUGAUCAGAGUCUUGGGNCCAGAGUCCAGCUCCAGUCUCCUUACCAGUUUCCUGUGCACACUGCAGCUCUGUAUCAUGGAAUUAUUCAACUGCUAUUAUACUUCACUUGGGUCUGGGUUGGCCUGGUGGUCCCAGAUGAUAUGCGGGGAGAACUCUUCCUUAGGGACAUCACAGAGGAGAUGACGAACCGUGGACUUUGUGUUGCAUUUGCAGAAAAGGCUCAAGAAAUUCAUACUGAGGAUACAGUAAGCAAGAAGCUUUUUAGGGAAGGAUUCACAUUGACACGUGUUAUCAUUGCAUUUGGUGACACAUAUUCUCUUCUGACACUUGCUGUUCACAUCAUUUUCUAUACUACUUUUCAUAAUGUCUGGAUCACAACUUCUGAUUGGGAUAUCACCACAUUUCUUUUUAAGCAACUUAUGAGUUAUUUAUUCUUUGGUGGAGCAUUAUCAUUUUCUGAUNGCAUGGAUCAAAUUCUGGGAUUUAAAGAUUUUCUCAGAAAUGUUCAACCUAGAAAAUACCCUCAUGAUAUCUUUAUUCAGAAUAUAUGGGCAAUCUUAUUUGAAUGUCCACAUUUCAAUCAGUAUGAAGCCAGGGAACUAAGUCAAUGUGAGCCAAAUGGCAGCCUGAGCACACGACCUCUGCAUGUUUGGGAUAUGAGUACCUCACCCUAUAGCUCCAAAGUCCAUGCUGCUGUGUAUGCUAUUGCCCAGGUACUCCACGAGGAGCUGUCACNCAGAGUGGAAAGAUGCUCACUGGAUAAAAGUGUACUCCAUCCUCUCCCAUGGAAGCUCCAUCCAUUCUUACAAAAGGGCCAACUUGGAAAAAGCACCAAUAAGAAGAACAUUGUGAACAAGGAAUUUUCAGCAACAAAGCUUGACAUCUUUAAUUACCAGUCUCUGCAUAGUGGUACCAAAGCUCAAGUGAAAGUUGGCAAGUUUGUCUUUGAAUCUCACANUGUUCAGCAUUUUUCCCUCAAUGACAAANUCAUAACUUGGNUCAAAUACCACAAGGAU